Molecule: messenger RNA, 1393 nt
Organism: Xylaria bambusicola
Lineage: Eukaryota; Fungi; Ascomycota; Sordariomycetes; Xylariales; Xylariaceae
Exons: 8
Coding region: 206-1081 (291 amino acids)
Cellular component (GO): ascospore wall; lipid droplet; prospore membrane
Source: RefSeq, a predicted model, not a curated record
GAGCUCGUUGCAAUGACAUUUAUGACGACAUGAUAAUCCACGUACUUUUAGGUCCAUGAAGACAAUUAUCAUGCACAAAGAAACCCAAUCCUCCCUAGGUAUCUUCUUAGUUUGCCUAUCCAAAACGGUGGUCUUUAUCAUUUGAUAUCCUGUGUAUUCGGAAAACAUUAGCAGAAUAUCUCAGCUACGCGCUUCCUCAUCGCCAAUGUCGGAUGGUCACGGCGCGAUCAAUCGGGUUCAGGCAAAGGCCCAAGAGGUCGCCAAAGAGGAUUAUGAAAAGGCCAAAGUCAUUCUCUCCGAGGCAGCCCGGAGUGGCUCCUACUUAUACCCCUUCAGCGGUAUCUUCUACUUCCUCACGCACAGGUCGCUAUGGAAACCGUUCUUGUCCCGACUCCUGCCCACCAUUGGUUUGGCCGUAGGUGUGACGUUGGCCAUGUUCUUCUUCACCUACCUCCCUCAGCUCGCUAUAUUGGUUUUUGUGAACGGCCCCUUGGCCGUCUUCACAACUGUCAUUCUUAUACUUAAUGAAAGCUCUACUAUAGUCAACUUGGUUGCUCGCAAUUUUCUCCUGCAAGAUGCCAUCCUAGACACUUUUGAUGGCACGCUCGUUUCAAAGAAUGCUACCCGUGUUGUUGGGGAAGGGCGCCAACUGAAGCCCGGGAAUGAUCCGAUUGCGCGCCUUGGCAGGGUCAUCAAAAACCCGUUCAGCAAGUUUACACCCAAGGCCAUUAUCAGAUAUGUCAUGUAUCUUCCUCUUAAUUUCAUUCCAGUUGUGGGCACUAUCAUGUUCAUCAUCAUCCAAGGUCGGACAAGAGGCAAAUCAGUUCAUGGCCGAUACUUCCAAUUAAAAGGCUGGUCUGCGUCACAGCAGAAGGACUGGCUUCAACGGCAUCACGUUCCCUACACUACGUUUGGAACUGUUGCGACUCUGCUGGAGAUGGUCCCAAUAGCCUCCACCUUUUUUUCAUUCACUAACACGGUGGGCGCUGCACUGUGGGCCGCCGAUAUCGAGCAGAAGAACACGGAUAUGACCACGGGCACAGCUCCAAAUCUGCGUGCGGCCGCCAAGAAGGCCGAAUAAAAUGCUACAUGAAUCGGCACAUGUUUUUUUCUCUUUGGCGGAGGGGGCAGCUUGUAUGAUUCUUCGGCGGAGUGUCCUAAGGCUUCAUGGCUGGAUUAUGAGGAGAUCGGUGUUCAGUUACUGUAGAUCUUAAUGUAAUCUCCAGGUACGGAUGUGGCAGCAUGAUACGUUACUAGCAUAGCUUCGGAGCCCACAGAAACUUUUGAAACAUUCAUCGAACCAUAUGUUAUUCAGGAGGAAAUAUCAAAUGAGGUCAAAUCAAUGCAUUAAUAACGAGGUAACGCUAUCGAAUCGGUCAAAUUUCGAUAAGGC